GUUGCCCCCGAGCCCGGGACCCGCCAAACAGAGCCAGAGCCUCCUCGCGUCCUGGGGACGAAGACCGGGCUGGCGGGGGGAGACGUGUAUUGCGUGGCCCUGGAGGGGUCCUCUGCAUGAUCUUGUGUGUCUCCAUAGCCUCUCCCUUUCCCCCCCAGGGACCCCCGAGCCCGGGACCCGCCAAACAGAGCCAGAGCCUCCUCGCCUCCUCUCGCAACAGGAAAGACUGACGGUCCCUGCCCCCAAAUGGUCCUCCUUCUGUAUGGAGCUGGAAAGGGAGGCUCCGACCUCCAGGCUCCCACAGGCAAAGUUAGGAGGUUCUGGGAGGCCUCGCACUGCAGUUCUACAAAAGAAGGCCCCCCUGCACUAGUUAGCUUGGCUGGUUAGAGCUGGUGCUGAUUAGGCCAAGGUUGCAGGUUUGAUCUCCCUAACGGCCACCUGCAUUUCAGGGGGUUGGACUAGAGGACCCUUAGGAUUCCUUCUAAUUCUGCAGUUCUAUGAUUCUAACAUCCCUAAGGGGGCGGGCACACAUCUUGCAUCCCCAGCUAAAAAGAGCUAGAUGAGCAGCUUACGAUUAACUCCGUGUGGUCACAUUCCGGGUGCACGUAACUGUUGCUGCACCUCCUCCCCCCAACGGGUCUUUAGCAGUGACUGCUGACCUGCAUUUACUACUGACGCUGUGCCUUGGAUUUCAACCUCUUUAUUUGGCUAAGUACUGGUGCAGUGGUUGAUCAGCUUGCAGUCUCUUUGUAUUGUGCUAAUUGUUGCCACCCACCCACUCCUUGGGUCCUGGCUGGGCCCUUCAAAUCCAGAGAGAAGCUGGGGUUAUGCCAAAGCAGCCAGCCCACAUUGAUAGGUAGUGAAUUACAUACGAUAGGAUGUCCCAGCCCCAAAUGACAGAAGUGUGGAAACUUGCUCUGAUUGCCUUCUGAAGAGUUUAGGAACAAGGCAGCAAAAAUUACGCUUGUCCUCCUCUCUGGCCCUCUCCCUGGUCUUUGGUUCUGUGUUGUGAUUGAUCCUGUUCUAGCCACUGAAACAUGGCUUGGAAUAAGACUUGUCAACUUCAUGAUUGUCUAAGAAAUGGUAGGGAGGAGCAUAGGCUAAUUGCUCAUGGAAUUAUAAAGCUUUAUCAAGUACCUCCAAAGCCAUUAAAAAUCUGUUUGGUAUACAAAAUAAUUGAGCUUCUUAUAAAAGUGUUGAGAAUAGUCAGGCAGCUGAUGUGAUAACUGGGGUCUAUAAAAAGACUAUUAAUCUUUGGUCUGUGGUGUAACCCUGCAGGACUCUUCAAUUAAGCGUUCGGCCCCUGUCUCCAGAUGGAAAGAGUAAGUCCAAGGUGCGGGUUUCUUGGUGUUGGGCAGGGUUAUCCUUGGGCCUUCUCAAGUCUGGGCUGGUUUGUUUUUCUUCAUUAAGAGUUUUUUCCUGGGCUGCUUAAGCUUUUUUUUCUUUGGUGUUGCUUUCAUUUCCUCUUUUUGGGGGGAAGCUUCAGUUUGGGAAGUGCUUUGUAAGAACAACUUGGAUGUUUUUCUGAUCUUGUCUGCUCAAUCUCUAGGAAUUUCCAAAGAGAGGAAUUUUUGAGCAAGACACCUGCUGAAAGAUCAAAAUGGGGAAGUGAAGACAAAGGUGCCUGCAGCUGCUGCUCCUGCCCCAAUGGAUGCCUGGAAAAGUACAGGAUAAGUGCCUGGGCAGCAGGUCACUACAAAGAUAAGAAGAAGUUUAUUAGCUUUUGAAGACUUCUUUGAAAGGAGUAGCUGAACCCAGAAGGGCAUGUUUUCUUGGUAAUGUCUAGCCACAACUCCCAGUCAUGCUCUUCAAGAGGCAUCACAUAGAAGGGGUACAAACCCUUUGUUCAUUCUUUGUGAUCUGUGCCACAGGCCUCUGUUGGCAAGAAACGGCAAGCUCUCAGAGGGGGAAAAAGUAUUGUAUUGUUAGCCUUCGCCAAUUCAAAGUGGCACUUAAGGGGAUGGAGACAUCCAUGUGUUUGAAGACUCAAAAGGUGAAAGGGAUCAGUUCUAAAAUCACUGAAGACAGCCUAGUAUUUGACGACUUGCCUAGUAGCCCCAGGCAACCAGGAAUUUCAUGCAGGUGACUGAGCAGCCAGCUCACUUGAUUUCCUGGCUAGCUGUAAAGGAAGAGUAGUCUUGUCUCAUCCGCAGUCAUCACAGAAACACAGUGGACUAUCAGAGUGUCUCUCCUCCACCAUCCUUCAUGGAAGAAGCCACUUUUUUGCUGCGUUUCCAUGCUGACUUUGGAGGAGGGGGCAAAACAAAUAUUGCAGGCUAGUAACUUUUUGACAUUUGUAAGGCUGGCUGAAGAAGUACCCUUCUUCCCGGCCAAGUCUCCCCUUUGUGUACAAAAUGGAUGCAGCAGGUGGAAGGAGCACUUUUGCUGCAUCCUUGUGGAGCUCCUCUUGUCCUGGCAGGAGUACAGCUAUGGGGCUGGGGCCCUGUGCUGUAGGAUCACCCUAUACGAGUUAUUAGAGGGUUGAGUUGUUAUGUCACCAGAGAAAUGGAUGGUUGUUUUCAACCCUUGCACAAAGCAGGCACAAAUGCCUAGACAAGGGCUGGGAUCUAAGAAAUACCCAUGCUUAGAUGUGUGUCUAUAAUGUGUGUGUCUGUUGAAAAAGGUUUAAAUUUAUAUAGAUAUAUAAAAAUUUUAUUAAAUUUUCAAUAACAAAAAUAAAAACAAACACAACAACAACCACAAACAAUACUUGAAGCCUUUCCGUCUCACUAGCUUCCUGAUCUGGUUAAGCCUUGGUCCAGAAGUCAGCUUGACACCUGCUUGCUCACAUCUAGGUUCAAUGUUGAGAGACGUACUUCAACGGGAAGCUGGUACAGCUCUUUCCUGCUCACAGGUCUUUGAGGAGUCAAUCCAGCCAUGGCUACGGGAGAGAAAUAAUAAUCAUCGUAUGGAAGAACCACCAUUAAUCCAGGUUUGCAAAUUCAUAAAGCUUGGGCUACUAGUUUGAUGAAUCAUGCCAGGACCAUAGAGGGGACAAAUUGCAAAAAGGGGUUAUUUUGUAAAGGAGAAAGUUUGCUGCUAUUUGUUUUACAUUAUUAUUAUUAUUAUUAUUAUUAUUAUUAUUAUUAUUAUUAUUUUAUACCCUACCUUUUUCCCUGAAAGGGACUGAAGGCAGCUUAUAAACAAAAUAAGAAAUAAAGAUAUAUAAAAAAGAAGCCAUUAAAAGUUUUUUUUAAACAUUAGUAGAAUUAGAUAUUAAUUGGCUCUUGAGUUGUUUUUGUUUUAUUAAGCAUUUUGUAUUUUUAUGUCAUUUGUGUGUUUAUAUGAUAAAUGCAAUAAUACAACCUACACCUCACCACAGCCAUAGCAAUGGAAUGCAGGGAGCAUCCUUAGACCAAGCCCAGCCGUUGAUCCUCCAACCUUGGUGUCGUCUACAGAUGAUAAUUGGCAGUUGGCCCUCUGGGGCUUCAGACAGAGAGUCUUUUCCCACCCCCACCUGGAGAUGCUGUGGAUUGAACCUGGGACCUUGUGGAUCCAAAACAGAUGCUCUGUUGUUCUACUUCUGGAGCACCUCGGGUUCCCCAUGCCUGGUUAUUGGACUCCAACUACUCCUGACUGUUGGCCAUGCUGACUGGGGCCAAUGGCAGCACACCUGGAGAAGGACACAUUCUUCAACACUAUUUCUUUUCAAAGAAUGAAAACCUUUUUGCAGCCCGUAGCCAGAAUGAAGGCAAGAUAUCCUUUGAAGUCGGGGAAAGAGCCACGGGGUGGUGGUUGUGGUAAGACUUUAUUUCUAUACCACCUGUCCAUUACCCAGGUGAGGGAACACCUUUUAAAUGACACACAUACCGAAAGAAUCAAGAAUAUACACCCAGGGUCUCUGGUUGUUACAUCCUUGUGAUGGGCCAAGUGUCUCUGGCAGCAUUAUUCGUAGCUUACACGGCUCAGCCUUUUUGCCCUCAAAUUUUUUUAUCUGGCCACAGUUCCAGGCUGUACUGACAAGCCAUUUCCCUCCGUUCAGAUCCCUAGAAGCAGAAGGUCCAGUUACCUGCAUCUCUGCUGGUUGCCUGGGGUUCCUGUCUCUCAGCUUCGUCAGCUUCUGGGAGGGCAGAGAGAAGACCUUCCUGAUGGUUUUCUCCACCAGCUCCGAUCUAACCUGUGCGUGAAGAGGAAUGAGAAAGAAGGGGAGGGGAAAUUAUCCAAAGCUCACAGAAAAAGUGCUAAUUCAGCAGCUAUGGAGCAUAAUUAUGGAACCCGGCACACAGCAUGUCAGAACUGGAGACACCAUCGCUGCCACCACCACACCAAGCCCUGAAUUGUGCUCUCUCUCCAGCCCAGCCCACUUGACAACUAUGGGAGAAGAGUGGGCCUCCUGGAUCUGGGAAUAAGAUCCAUCUUUCACCUGCACAGAGCUUUCCCUCUCCCUCUCCCCGCCUGGGGCUUCCAGCAACUGAUCUUCAGAAACACUGCUGCCUUCCGCUGUGCAGGUAGAACAGGGUCCUGAGGCACCCUGGACCGAAGAUGGUCAGGGCUUUGUAAAAAAAAUGAUUUACUUACUAUGAGGCAGGUACUCGGCUCCACUGAAGCGCUUUGCUUAUUAGAAUUGUCGCCUUCAUAAAAGUGCUCUUCACAGCCUCGUCCUAAAAGGAGAAGGGAUUUUUUAAAAUUGAGGCACCCAAACAUAGAGCAGAGAGGCAGGUAAUUUCACUCUCAUGAAUAAUGGAUUUUCCAUGAUCAACAUUUGUUGUUUGGAAUCCAUUAUUAUUGGAAACUGAACUUGGUUAUCACUGGUUCCUCAUUCAUAUAAAAGACCAUGAUUUAUUUAUUUUUAAUCAAAAAAUCUGAUUUUUUUUUAAUUUAAAUUAUAUUUUUAAAAUAAAAUGCUUUUGGAGGAAAAAUCUUUCUAAAGAUAGUUUUCUGUUUAAGUUGCAUUAUAGUCCAAAGGUUAUUCAUCAGGAAAUAAGUAUUUAAGUUUUUCAUAUGCGCUAAAAUUCAGUCUAAGUUUUUAUUUUCUGUUUAACCCCAUCAAUUAACAAACAUGGAUAGAUAUGCUAAAACGUUAUUGUUUUACUUAAAUAAAUUGUUUAAAUUGUUAUUCUCCUGCCAACAAAGUACAGCAGAAAAGUUGUCCAAAUAUAAACAGUUAACUUAUUAAACCUCACAAUAAUUUCC
Molecule: messenger RNA, 5133 nt
Organism: Podarcis lilfordi (Lilford's wall lizard)
Lineage: Eukaryota; Metazoa; Chordata; Lepidosauria; Squamata; Lacertidae
Source: the annotation of a GenBank genome assembly